Messenger RNA from Lotus japonicus, 1077 nucleotides. RefSeq names its product calcium-binding protein PBP1-like. The record is from RefSeq and is a predicted model, not a curated record. NCBI's taxonomy places the organism in Eukaryota, Viridiplantae, Streptophyta, Magnoliopsida, Fabales, Fabaceae. Gene Ontology annotation, molecular function: calcium ion binding. The transcript has a single exon. The coding region runs from base 366 to 737 and encodes 123 amino acids.
AAAUGGUAGAAAGAUGUGUGAAAAACUGCGUACAAGCAGUGUGUUGCAGAACUAAGUCAAAGGCAUAGAUUAAAUAAGCCAACAAAAUUGACAGAAAUGCCCCUGACAAACUUCUAGGAAGCAGGGUAGCAAUUGCGGUCUGCUUUGUAUGUUCUCCAGAAUCAAACCUGUUCAGCUAAUUAUUCUCUGUUCCUUGGCUGUCAAUCUGUCAUCAAUGAGGUUUCAUCCAUCAACUUUCUCUCCUCAUCACUUUCCUUGAAAGUUUAGUUGAUACCCCCAUAUGUAUAUCUAUAUAUAUAAAACAGUUCAUUCAACACAACCAUUCACAACAACAAAAACUCACAUAAUCACAUUACAUAUUAGUAAUGGCUGGGAUUGGCAAAUUAGGAGUUGUUGAUUUUGAGGAUCUUCUACCGGUGAUCGCUGACAAGCUCGGCGGUGAAGGUCUAAUGAAGGAGCUUUGCAAUGGGUUCCAGUUGCUGAUGGACAAGGACAAAGGUGUGAUCACUUUGGAGAGUUUAAGGAAAAACUCUGCUCUGAUGGGUUUGCAGGAUUUGAAGGAGGAUGAGCUCGUGAGCAUGUUGAGGGAAGGAGAUCUUGAUGGUGAUGGGGCACUCACUCAGAUGGAGUUCUGUGUUUUGAUGUUCAGAUUAAGUCCUCAGUUGAUGGAGGAAUCGUGGGUUUUGCUUGAACAGGCUCUGCAUAGUGAACUCAACAACAAGAACAAAAGUAAUUAAUGCUUCAUUUUGAUUUGGAACCAUUCUUGGCGGUGGUAAAUUGUUGCUUGGAGGUAUAGGAGACGACACCACUUUAAUUUGCACGCUUGAAGGGGACAUCUUUGUUCUUAUUUCACUUGUUUCAAAUAUAAGUCAUCCUUCUGCCAUGAUUAGCCUUUUGCUCUUGUUGAUUAUGUUGCUUCUCUUUUUCACAUUUGAAGUUGAAUAGAAGAAAAAUUAGAAAUUUGAUUAUGCAUGUACUAUUGGAAAUUUAUAAGGAUAACCUAGAUAGAAUGUAGAUACAAAAUCAUAGCAUGUUUGAUAAUCUAUACACGUAUAAUUAAAUCAUAUUAUUUGCGUA